UAUAGCCUAGCACUUUGUUGGUGAAGGAAGGAAGCAUUUGAGGUGUGAAGCAACCAAUGGGGUUACAGAACCACCCAGCUGACGUGUCAUCCGAAUCAAUCCUCUUUUUCACGGUGCUGCUCCUCGCCAGAAGUGCAAGUUAUCUCCAAUCGCUUCUCCUCGCUAUCGUGCGCAGGCUGAGCAUCUUCCCACGCCUUCGCCGUUCCGGCGGAUCUCUCUCCACGGAGACCAGCCUCGUCGCCGUCCUCCGCGACCAAUUCGACGAGAUCGGCGGAGGUUUGGAUGCGGAGUGCGUGGUGUGCCUGAACCGGCUUGGCGAAGAGAACCGCCUGCGUAGGUUAGCGUGCCGCCACGUCUUUCACAAGGAUUGCUUGGACCGGUGGCUGGACUACCUCAACUUCACGUGUCCGCUCUGCCGAGCGCCGCUGGACACCGGCGGCGCUCACGCGCUGCGCUUCGUGGAAGAAGAACUCCGCGCGUGAUUCCAUAGCAUCAAAGCUUUGAUCCACUGCAGCCUGUUGAGGAGAAGUCAUUCCAUUUCCGGGAUGAGCGCCGGAAGCAGCAGCAUCUUCCAGCGCCUGUUUAUAUGCAUAACAGCGCCAUCCUGCCGCGCCAUGAACAAUAAACCAUUGUCAUAAACAUCUAGUGUCUAAGCAAAAACAAGGUGCUAAUAUUGGAAUCACCUUCUGUGUUGUAAGGAGGUGGGAAGAACUGGAGGUAGCAAAAGGUUGCGACCACGAGACCUGAAGAGAUGCGCGCCGAUGUCAGUGAGAUAAAUUAACCACUUAUAGAUUAUCGUUCUGCAGAUUUGAAGGGAAUAUGGACGCACCUAGAAGACCCCCAGCAAACACGUCUUGCCAGUGAUGCCAGUAGUCAUCCACACGAGAAACCGCAACAAGACAUGCUAGGAGGAUGGGAAAGAAAACAAUGCACAGUUUUGCUACGUGGCCUCUACGAUCGAAGCAUUUGAUUUUUCCUGACAAGUAGAGUGAGAGAAAGCCGAGACCAGCAAAUGACCCUGAGACAAAUGCAGAAAAAUUAUUACAUGACUAUGACCGUGCUUACGUAGGAUCACAAUGUGGAAAGGUUAAGUCAGAAGCAAGAAGAUUAACUUACAUGAAGUAUGGCCACUGGGAAAACUUUUAUGGCCCUCUUUUAUAUCACCCGGAUCGCCAUGGCAUAUCACAUUGCCAAAUCGAUCGUAUUGCUGAUUACAGGAAAAUUAAUGUAUGUUCAGUAA
Andrographis paniculata is the source of this 1240-nucleotide messenger RNA. RefSeq names its product E3 ubiquitin-protein ligase RHA2A-like. The record is from RefSeq and is a predicted model, not a curated record. Gene Ontology annotation, molecular function: ubiquitin protein ligase activity. Gene Ontology annotation, biological process: protein ubiquitination. The transcript is spliced from 2 exons. Bases 57 to 482 code for a protein of 141 amino acids. Lineage: Eukaryota; Viridiplantae; Streptophyta; Magnoliopsida; Lamiales; Acanthaceae.